Messenger RNA from Bombyx mori (domestic silkworm), 4611 nucleotides. It is a transcript of the gene BicC, whose product is annotated as protein bicaudal C homolog 1-A. Gene Ontology annotation, cellular component: cytoplasm. Gene Ontology annotation, molecular function: RNA binding; protein binding. NCBI's taxonomy places the organism in Eukaryota, Metazoa, Arthropoda, Insecta, Lepidoptera, Bombycidae. The transcript has 20 exons. The record is from RefSeq and is a predicted model, not a curated record. Bases 183 to 2678 code for a protein of 831 amino acids.
UUUCAAAGAGUCACUUCGUGAAGUUGUUCUGGUAUAACCACAGAAUUUUUAUAUAUUUAUAGUAUUUUCUUCAAUAAUGUACAUUUAGACAAUCAAUUUUAUUCAUGCAUUGAUAUUGAUUGAUAAAUAUAUUGACUAUAAUAUAAUAAUACAUAUUAUUUUUAAUUUAUUCAAAAUUUAUAAUGGCUACGACCAAUUACUUAACGGUAAAAACGCAUUUAUCAGAAUUUAAAACAGACAAAGAUGCAUUAAGUGAGGCGUCAGAAAGCGGUACAAGUAACUCGGUGACGUCAGCGGAAGACCUACAAAAAUUAGCCGUAAUACUCGGUUUGAAUAGUGCCGAGGAUGUCUACCAAGAGAGAUUUCGAGUUGACAGACGACGCCUUGAGGCUAUGUUGGGUGAUAACCUCGAGGAAUCACAAACAGCGCAAGCAUUCUUUCAUCGGGUAAUGAAUGAAACGAACACUUUAAUAAAUUGGCCUGCACGCUUGAAAAUCGGAGCUCGCUCUAAAAAAGAUCCUCACGUGAGAGUCGCUGGUCGACCUGAUGAUGUGAAAUUGGCUCGUGAAAAAAUUAUGCAGUUACUGGACACAAGGAGUAAUCGUGUUACAAUGAAAAUCGACGUCAGCUACACGGACCAUUCGCACAUAAUCGGCAAGGGUGGUUUGACGAUAAAACGCGUCAUGGAAGAGACGGGCUGCCACAUUCACUUCCCGGACUCGAACAGGACCAGCACCGUGGAGAAGAGUAACCAGGUCUCCAUCGCAGGUGAUAUGGAAAGAGUCGAACGAGCCAGGGCAAGGGUUCGAGCGCUAACCCCACUAGUAUUCAGCUUUGAGCUUCCGAUAGUGUCGGCUUCACAACCGCUGCCGGACAUUAACUCGCCCUACGUACAUCAGAUACAAGAACAGUAUAACGUUCAGGUGAUGAUCCGUAACCGUCCGAAGCUCCACGCCAACCUGCUGGUGGUGAAGGGAGUCCAGUGGGAAGUGCAGGCCACCAUGGAGGCCACCAAACUACUCAUGAACUACAUGUGCGGACCACUCGCUAGCCAAACCCUGGUCCAGAUGUCACUGGAAAUAUCUCCGAUGCACCACGCCGUGGUGGUAGGUCGGGGUGCUGAGCAGCUGAAGGUCAUCAUGAAGGGCAGCGGGACGCAGAUAAUGUUCCCGGACGCGGACGACCCCAACAUUCCGCCCCUCAAAAAGAGCUGCGUCACUAUCACCGGACAGAUCCAAGACGUGUACACGGCCAGGCAACAACUUGUGGGCAGCCUGCCGCUGGUGGUGAUCUUCGAUGUGUCUGACGAGGCGUGUCGCGUGGACAACGACGCCGCCAACAAGCUGAUGCAGAAACACAACGUCUACAUCAACAUCAGACGCAAGCCUAAGCAGGGGAUCGCUUCCGUCGUCAUCAAGGGGAUAGAGAGAUGCGCGGGCGACAUCUAUGAAGCCCGCCGCGAGCUACUGGGCGGGAAGGAGCCGGUCAUCGCAGCGGAGAUACCGGAGUCGUACAACAUUCCGUCGCUGGGCAGCACCAUGCCCAACUUCGGGCCGUUCAGUCCGUUCUCGGCGCACGCGUCGCCCUACAGCCCCGAGUGCGGCGGUGCGGCGGGGCCCGCGCCCUACACGCCCGAGUACGGCGCCGUGGUGUCGCCCGGCGCGUGGCUGCUCAGCCCCCCGGCGAGGGCGGCGCACUUCCACUACCCCGCGCUGGGACCGACCCUACAGCUGCCGUCACAGAACUCCGUCGUGUACAAGAAUCAAACUUGGAACCCGCUGUCUAACAACAACGAAAUAAGUGGACUGCCACAAACGAUGUUAAUGCAGCAACCCUACCAGCAAGCGCCGGCUGAAAACCGACCCAGCACGCUGAGCCAACUGCUGAACUCGAGCUCGCAGGCGAGCAGCGGCUACCAGAGCAACUUCACCGGCAGCUGCGUCUCCCUUGACGCGCACAACAUGUCCGGAGGCGAAGGCAGUAACGUCGGCUCCCCCUCAGUGUCCCCCAUCAGCAAGACUCACAGCCCCGCGCACGCCGACGCCGAACGAUCCCAAGAGUUGGCUAGUAUAAUAUCGGACAUACCGCUGUCCGAGCGGCGCGCUGUGGGCUGCGAGAAGAAGACGCUGGAGACUCUCAACAAGCUGUCGCCCCUCACCGAGUACAGGAAGAUGAAGCAGGAAGCCACUAAGGCGAUGCGGGAGAGCGUGUGCGGCGGCGGGUACCGGGUGCCCACGCCGCGCUGGGCCGGCUACUACUUCAGCCACACGUCGCCGGGGCCCAUCAACCUGCACGAUAACGAAGGAAUCACUUCGCCGGAGAAGGCGUGGAGCAGACCCGACCUGGUCCGGCCCAACAUCGCGGAGAGCGCGCCGCACAAGCCGUGCCGCUACAAGCAGCUGUACGAGCUGCUGCGAGACGUCGGACUGCACAAGUACAUCGACAUGUUCAAGAAACACGAAGUGGACAUCUGCACGUUUGCGUCACUGAACGAGGCCGACCUGUCCGAGCUGGGAGUGACGGCGUUCGGCGCGCGACGGAAGAUGCUGCUCCUCAUAUCCGAGCUUCAAAAACAGUCCAAAACAAUGAAGGGCCCCGUCGCUCCCGGCGCCGAUCGGAAACUCGUUAGCUCGCCGCCGCAGUACAACACGACCGCCCUCUCUCAGGACAAGUGGUAAACAGCAUUUAGAGGGACGUUUAAAAAAAAAGCCACACCAAUACAAUAAUAUAUUAAUCACCAGACAAAAAAUUCGUUCGAUGCUAAAAUCAUUUACAAAAUUAGACUAUUUUCAAUAUUAUCGUUUUUUAACCAACACACAGAAUCGUAAUAAUAUCAUAUAUGAUUUAUCUGAUGCGAAUGAGAUGCGUUAAACGCGAAGACUGAUCAUGAUCAAGCUCGAGACUGAUUCAAAGACUAAUCGUUUAUAAGUGCAUUAUUAUUGUUUAAUAUUAAGUGAAGCUUUUGAAUAUUGUACUGUUUUAUAUUAAAUGAUCAAUUAAAUCAAAUCGAUUCUGGUAUCGGAAAUCGCAGAGUCGCAAGAAUAGAACUAGCGGAAGCCGCGGUCGGUUUUGUUAGGAAUGCUCUAGAAGCAUUUAUAAUAAACGAACUUGCUUAUGACGCGGAACCCAGACGAAGUACUAAUUAUCGCGUACUCUAAAUAAGCACCUACAAGUGUGCGUUUAAGUUGAUUUUAAGAGAUUUUAUUAAAUUAAAUAUCUAGUUUGUGUGUGUAUGUACUUUUAUUAUUUUUUAUUAGCUAAAAGCGAUACGACGAUUCUGAUCUCCGCCACAGACAAUUGUUGAAGUAAACCGAUUAAUUUUCGUAAAUUUUUUUUUUAAUUUUAAUUUUUAAUCGUAGUCGAGGAGAGCAUGUUUUAUUUUUUUGAUUUUAUCUUACCGCGUCUACUACUAGAUCUUUUAUCCAAGUUAAUUCCGACUAAAUAUUAUAUUUAUAUACUUAAUGAUUAUCAUGAAUAUUUACAUCGUUUUAAAACUUGAUUAUGUGUUUUUUUUUGUUUGUUUUUUAUAUUAAAAAAGGGAAUGUCAGAUUGUUUAUCGAGCCGAUUAUAAAGUUCCUUUUAAUAACAUAUUUUUUGGAAUAUGAUUUUCUAAGGAUACGAACGCUAUCGCCGCGAGCAGCGUGUAAUUGGGGACGACCACUUGAUUGAACGCGACGCGAAAUGUUCACGUGAACAUUGAAUCAUUAUUAAGAUGACACUCGUGAAUUAAUGUCAUGACCAUGACGACGCAUGGAGAGGAAUUGUUGUUAGUGGAUCGUUCUCAACUAUCGGAUCGUUGGCGGAUCGAUAUCGCAUCAAAUUCGGACAACCGUUGCAUUUGACUUGAUUUGAUUUUUGAAUGGGACUAAUUACGAAAACUACCCUCGUUCUGUGGCCGCGGUGACUUCGCCAUUAAUUGCGGCGAGUCAUCUCGAGCCGUAAACAAUUUUAAUCAGUUAACAUUUUUAAAUUAUUCCUGUAAUCGUUUUGUGUACGUGAUUUAUGAAUUUUCGUUUAAUUUCUUUUUUCAUAGUUUUUGUUUUUAUUUUUUUAAUUAUUAUCAUCAUUAUUAUUAUUAAUAGUUUUUAUUGCACUUUGGAUGUUUAACCUUAUUAACAUGCUAAUACAAUGAAUGCUCACGUAUGUUUUACAAGGUUUUUAUACAAUGCAUUUUUUUUUAUUUGAGGGUACUAAAGUUUUGAUACAUGAAACAUUGAGUUUACGCAUGUAAUGAUUCCCUUAAUUUUAUAUUUCAGUAUAAUUUUAAUGAGCUUUCAACAAAUUCGAGCACCAAGGUUUUAUGUAUCAAUUCGUUUGCUCUAAACUUUUUAAUUGUAACCUAAGAGAAAUAUUCGUUUUAAUUAUGAACUUGUGAUUAAAUCUUUUAGUAGGAUGAUUAUCAGAAUGAACAAACAGACUUGAUGUUUUAAAUUAUGAAAUGAAUACCUUAUUAUAUGUUAAGUUAAUGAGUUAGAUUGUAGAUGCAUUUCCCAGUUUUCGGUUGUUGUACGUUUUUUUUUUUUUAAAUUUCCUAAAGGUGUUCAUAGUUUUGCACGAUUUUUUUUUUCUUUUGCUUGUACCUACAAAAUAAACUUGUGUCCAUAUUGAUAA